Messenger RNA from Rodentolepis nana, 285 nucleotides. Lineage: Eukaryota; Metazoa; Platyhelminthes; Cestoda; Cyclophyllidea; Hymenolepididae. The record is from the annotation of a GenBank genome assembly.
GCCCAUUCAACCAGAUGGGGCUUCAAGGAUUCAAACAUAGCCGGAAAGAAAAUUGAAUGCAUGAUAAAAAUCAACACUCUGGAACUUAUUUACAGCAACGAGGAUCCAGCUACAUAUUUGCACUACAAUGGAACCAGAACAACUCCUGACUUACUCCUGGCUUCAAGCGACAUCAGUGAGCAUACAUGCCGCAACAUAAUUGAAGAUCCUGGUUCUGUUCACAAACCUGUCAUUGCUAGUAUUACCAUCGGCAGCAAAAGCAUGACAAGAGAAGUGUCAACUUAG